Molecule: messenger RNA, 1887 nt
Organism: Pezoporus flaviventris
Lineage: Eukaryota; Metazoa; Chordata; Aves; Psittaciformes; Psittacidae
Product: histamine H3 receptor-like
Biological process (GO): adenylate cyclase-activating adrenergic receptor signaling pathway
Cellular component (GO): membrane
Molecular function (GO): histamine receptor activity
Source: RefSeq, a predicted model, not a curated record
CGGCCGGGCGUGGGGGGCAGUGCGGGUCGCCGCCGGGAGCCAUGGGCCAGGAGUUGCCGUGGCUCAACCACUCCGGCAGCCCACGGGCGGCAGGCAGCGCUUGUACGGGGGACGGGCAGCGUGGAGGGCCCUUCGCAGCCGCCACCGCCGCGCUGCUGGCGGCUUUCAUGGGGCUGCUGGUGCUGGCCCCCGUGCUGGGCAAUGCCCUGGUCAUUCUGGCUUUCCUGGUGGACCGGAGCCUCCGUAAACAGGGCAACUUCUUCUUCCUUAACCUGGCCAUCGCCGACCUCCUGGUGGGCGGCUUCUGCAUCCCACUGUACAUCCCCUACGUGCUGACGGGCGAGUGGAGACUCGGCAGGGGCUUGGGUAAGCUGUGGCUGGUGGUAGACUACCUGGUGUGCACCGCCUCAGUCUUCAACAUCGUCCUCAUCAGCUUCGACGGGUCCAUCUCAGUCACCAGAGCGGUCAGUUACUGGGCUCAGAAGGGGAUGACCAGAAAUGCAGUGCUGAAGAUGAUCACUGUAUGGAUUGCUGCUUUUCUUCUCUACGGUCCAGCCAUUCUGAGUUGGGAGCACAUUGCCCAAAAGAGCAUUCUCCCUGAAAGAGAAUGUCAUGCAGAAUUCUUCUACAACUGGUAUUUCCUAAUGAUUGCCUCUACUAUUGAAUUCUUUACACCUUUCAUCACUGUUACAUACUUAAGUAUUUACCUCAACAUCAGGAAAUGCACAUCCCUGAGGAAAGAAAACCUACCACCUCUUCAAGAGGACUGUGAAAUGAGUUUCCCAGGGGAAAAAAGGGAACACACUAUAUUUUUUGUAAAAUCUGCUGACAGACACAAACAUGAGAAGAGAGCUAGUAGCUUUUCUCCCCACAAAAAGGCUUCAAGGGUUAGCGAACAUAUGCAUGGCAAUCAGUCACAAAAUCUGAAUGUCAGUGAAGACCUUCCACCACUCCAGGUGGAAGUCGAGACCAAGCCUCAUAGGAGUGGUUUCUACAAAACUACAGAAGGCAUAUACAGCACUAUCAGCAGAGUGGACACGGCUGACACCAUGGCAAACAGAUUUAGACUUUCCGGGGAUAAAAGAGUAGCAAAGUCUUUAGCAAUUAUUGUAUGUGUGUUUGGUUGGUGUUGGGCCCCAUAUACACUUUUGAUGAUCAUCAGAGCAGCUUGCCAUGGCCACUGUGUGCAGUAUUCACUCUAUGAGACCUCAUUUUGGCUUCUGUGGGUGAACUCAGCCAUUAACCCUGUUCUAUACCCUCUGUGUCACAUGAACUUCAGGAGAGCCUUUAUAAAACUCCUGUGUCCGGGAAAAGCCAAAAUUCAUCCUCAUAUUUUUAUGUGAAAAGCGUGAAGUAUCUUCCUUUCAGUGGGAGCAUGAACUGGCUAAUACUGAUCUGCAAAUACUACAAUCAUCCACAUAGCUGGAGAAAUCACAGCAAUGAAGAGAAAGAUAAUUUCUCAAAGCUCUUUGGGAAUUAUGCCGACAGUAUAUUUUCUGGUAAUGGUGCACUAGCAUUACAGUACUGAAAAGGGAAUACAACAUUUAUGGCCAGUAAUAAAAGUUCAGGCUCUUUCACUUUUCAUGAUUGUAAAUCCUGUUGGUAAGGAAUUUCAUAAAGUCUUAACCUUGAACCUGUUACAUUUUACCCCCAAACCCACUCUAAGAUACCAAGGGUCUCAGCUGUUAAAUGUAGGAUGCUUUUCCCUCCAUUUAGUGACAAGCCAGAUGAGAUCAUGACCAAUGCAAAAAACUAAAUACUGGUGUCUAGGAAAAGCAUGGAACAAGAGGAAACCGGACUGGUCAGGUUAACAGAGCAGCUGAUCAAUUGUAGCAGGUAAGACAGCACUGAUUUCAGUGGAAAAGGUGACUAAGAAUUGUAGAACUA